CCCUCGUCCUAUCUGCUGGAGAAAGAGAGAGGAGGGCAGAGAGACUGAGAUUGCGUGAGUGUGUGUGAGAGAAGAGAGUGCGAGUCUGUCGGUGGUGCUGGGAAUCGGACGACAUGAGCUCUACAUGAGUCGUGUAAAAAAAAUGCUUUAAGACGCUCUCGGCGUUUGCGUUUGACCCCUCCGAACCGAGGACGAGCCUGAAGCGGAGCCGUGUGCGCAUUGAAGAUCCACCGCGACCAGGUGCAGCACUGUCUUAAGCCUGCAGAGGCAGAAUGCCGGAGCAGAGCAACGACUACCGUGUGGUGGUGUUCGGCGCGGGAGGCGUGGGGAAGAGCUCCCUGGUCCUGCGCUUCGUUAAGGGCACGUUCAGGGACACCUACAUCCCCACGGUGGAGGACACCUACCGGCAAGUGAUCAGCUGCGAUAAAAGCGUGUGCACCCUGCAGAUCACAGACACCACGGGCAGCCACCAGUUCCCGGCCAUGCAGCGCCUCUCCAUCUCCAAAGGCCACGCCUUCAUCCUGGUCUACUCCAUCACAAGCAAACAGUCUCUGGAGGAGCUGAAACCCAUUUAUCAGCAGAUUCUGGCCAUAAAAAGCAAUGUCGAGGCCAUCCCCAUCAUGCUGGUGGGAAACAAGAGCGAUGAGACCCAUCGUGAGGUGGAGACCAAGGACGGGGAGGACCAGGCCAACCGCUGGAAGUGCGCCUUCAUGGAGACGUCGGCCAAGACCAACCACAACGUCACGGAGCUCUUCCAGGAGCUGCUCAACCUGGACAAGAAGAGGAACAUGAGCCUGAACAUCGACGGCAAGCGCUCCGGGAAGCAGUCCCGCGCAGAGAGACUGAAGGGCAAAUGCAGCGUGAUGUAGAUCGAGAAAGAGGAGAGGAGACGGAAGGAGAGGAGAAGAGAGGAGAGAGGGAAGAGAGGGGAGGAUAUGUUGAUCGGGAGGGAUAAAUGAGAAGGACAGGACAAAGGAGAAGACUCUCUGUCUAUCCAAUCAAAGCAAAAAUGUUGCGAUGGCAAUGGGAAUCUUAUUAUCCACAUCCUCCAUUUGUUUGCGUUGGGAUUUCAGAACCACAGCAGCGCACCGGAAAGAAGCAGCUCAGAAGUGUUUGUCUAAGUGGGCGGAGGUGAGACGGUGGCGCAGCGUCCAGGAACCGUGGAGAAGAAGACGAGCGAGAAAUGGAAUCGUGGAGGCUGCAGAGAUUUGCGUGCAUCAAAACAUCGGAGCCAUCGUCAAAGUAGAAUAAAGGUCCUCGAUGAGUUCAAAUCAUUUAUCUUUUCAUCUGGCCUCUUCAUGUGUGCUUCUCCAUCUCCCACUAUCCCAACAUCUUUAGAAAUAACCGGUUUUUACUUUCUUCAAGAUCAGUCAUCUGCUGAAAUCGGUCCAUUAUGCUAAUAACUGCGGGAAUCACACAUCUGAGACUGCCAGCAUGAGCAGCACUCAGCCGGACAUACAACCCAGCAGGUCCCGGAGCCACAGCACUGGACUCCGGUGUACAUAACCACGGGGGUGUGUAAAUAUCUUCCAUCUAGCCUAAACAUCUUUAGCCUCAACUAAUCACUCAGUCACAGGAGAGGAGCAACUCAAGUCUGAUAGCGUUAACAAUUCACCUCAUCGUUCCUCCUCGGAGAUGGAGAGGGGAAAAAAAAGAUUCAUUUCUCUUCUGGUCUUGUAAAAAAACAAAAAAACAACUUAGCAACAAAACCUCUGAGAAUCAUCACCGUAAAUGAGGAGGUAUCCAGCUUGUACACUGAUACACGCAACAAUCCUUUUAAAACGUUCAUAAAGCAUAGAAUAACCGAAGAGGAGGAAGGCGAACUGCAGGACGAAGAAGGAGAAACGAGGCUGCCUUGUUUUACCAGGAUGGAUAAUCAAUGCCAAGAUGGAGAGACGAAUGGAAGAGGUCAAGAAUAUCAGCUCGCUUUGACACUUUUCAUGUGAAAGUUUCUCUUUAUGCCUUUUUAUCCUAUCCUGUUUGCUUUGUAAUGAUCUUUAAGAAUCACGCUAGAUGGGAAGGAAAUCCUUAAAUUUAAAGCAGAGUGAAGGAGGGAGAAAAACAGGAGGCUAAAAGAAAACACGGUCCAUUUGGAGAACUGCUAGUCCUGUUUCUAUUGUGCUGGUUUGAUUAUAAAUACACAGCAGACAGAUUUGAACCUCUGGUAAAGAUACGGUAAAAGACUUGAAGUAAAAGCAGAAUUAAGGUGUGGGGACUAAGAUGUUGUGUCUGUGGAAACAUUCCUGACUUGAUUUGACCUAAUGUUGUGAAUCCUUAUCCUGCCAAAAGUCUUGGGAAAUCUGAUUUUCAGUUUACUGGAAGACGCCACAUUUUUAUAAAAAAAAAAAAAAACAAUACAAAUAAUUUCAUAGUUCGUAUAUUCUUACAGGUUGUGCAGGGAAGAGAAACAAGCCCACAGGAUCACAACUCCUCUGUCAUAUUUGUCUUCUGUUUCGGGAUUGAUGAGACAUUUUUGUUCAUUUUCUCACCUGAUCAAUGAACCAAAUGGUCCAAACACAGUUUAGCAGCCUCCAUGUGUUCAUGACGUCGUGGAGGUUUGGAGACUUUAAAGUGCCGCAGAUCCAGUUUGUUUUAGAAGAUUUUACAGAUUCCUCAGUCUGUAGAUUUAGAGAUGUUGCUAUUUUCCAGCAUCAUUUGCUAAAAUCUUCUCUUACCUUUGAAAGAAACUGGCCUCUGAGACGAUCGAAGUCGUCGAUUACUAGCUAAUUUGACAAAAUGUACAUUUUUUACCACCUGCGCUGUAGAGUAGGUUUGGAAUGGCAGAAGCGUUGUUCUUUCUAAAGAGUUACCAAAAAAAAAAAAAAAGUAAAGAGAACAUUUGCAAAAAUCUAUUUAAUCAGAUUAGCUACUGGAAUAAAAGAUGAAUUUAUUCUAAGGCUCUUUACAUAUCUUUACCAGAGAUUUGUCUGCCAUUUGUGCAUCGUCAUCCAUUUAUCCACAAACAGGAAGCAGGAGACGGGAUAAACACACACGCAUGUCGUCAGUAGAGAGAAAACAUGCAUAUGGCUCCGACAGUCACUGUUUACUAACUACAUGGAGACAAAUAGGACUCAUUCCGCUUAAAUCCCCUCACAUUGCACUUUAUAUCACACACACAUUUAAUUUCCCAUGUUGUACCACCUAAUAGCUCCACUGUAAGUCCAAAGUGCAUAAGACAGAAAUACACACACACACACACACCCACCCACACACACACACACACACACCCUUUUCAUGCAGGAGCUCUUAAUGUUGUACACAGGACAGCCAAAAGCACAAUACUUUUUACCAACAUAUCUUUAUGUGCAUUUUUUAUUUAUUUAUUUUGUUUCUAAGUAUCUUUUUGUAUACUUUGUGUAAUGUCAUCAAUGGUUGCUCUCAGUCCCAUUGUCUUAUUUCUCCGGUACAUUAGCACAACGAAGUCGUGGUUCUGCUGAGCAACAGGGUAUCGGCUGGCUGUGUUUGCAGAGCGUAAUCUGAGCUGGGCGAGCCACAUCAAUUGUUCACUUUCUCUCCAUUUUCUCAGGUUGGGCUCUUAGCAACAAUUAGAGUGGAGGAUAAUCUGCUUGUGUACUUUUUAAACCCAAAGACAAAGAUGACAACCCAUUUUAACUGUGUUCCCUCCUCUUUGGAGAGAAGCAAAACAACAACAACAAAAAAGCACAGCAACUGUUCCUCGUCCUUCUCCACCUCUUGUGUUUGUGCGCAGCGUUAUCAAAGAUCGGGGCAUUUUAGGGGAACAUUUUACUUGAAGACCUGCUCAUUUGAGUGAAAUGACCCAAAACAUGCUCCGGAUGCGUAGCUGUAAUAAACAUGCGUUACCCUAGAGGACUGAAAAGCUCUUCAAGUAAGAUGUUACCCGUGCAAAGAGAUGCUUUAACACUGUCUUUCUGGAAGGAGACUCUUUCUAAGCAGGAAGUGCAGUUACUGCAGUUGCUAUGUACUGUAAUUUUCCAUCCAAUAAUAUUGCUCAUCAUAUCAUCUCGCUAUUGAUGCAUCAGCUCUUCAGAUUUUAUCAGUUAGAUCCAAAUGUGAAUAUGUAACUAAAGAUUUCACUUCAUAGCUAUUACUACUUAUUAUUAUUAUUUUUCUUUUCUGAAUGUAUUUGUUGUUAUUGCUGUGUUGUACUUUGCACUAAUGUGAGGUCCUCUGAAACUCCACAGUUACCUUUUAAACGUUCCCUUUACAUGUUAGAGGCCAGGGAUGCUUUAUUGAUUUUUUU
Messenger RNA from Xiphophorus hellerii (green swordtail), 4222 nucleotides. RefSeq names its product DIRAS family, GTP-binding RAS-like 1b (gene diras1b). Lineage: Eukaryota; Metazoa; Chordata; Actinopteri; Cyprinodontiformes; Poeciliidae. Gene Ontology annotation, biological process: signal transduction. Gene Ontology annotation, molecular function: GTPase activity; GTP binding. Gene Ontology annotation, cellular component: membrane. The transcript has 3 exons. The record is from RefSeq and is a predicted model, not a curated record. The coding region runs from base 273 to 869 and encodes 198 amino acids.